This is a messenger RNA of Spea bombifrons (plains spadefoot toad), 985 nucleotides long. It is a transcript of the gene ABHD10, whose product is annotated as abhydrolase domain containing 10, depalmitoylase. Gene Ontology annotation, molecular function: hydrolase activity, hydrolyzing O-glycosyl compounds; palmitoyl-(protein) hydrolase activity. The record is from RefSeq and is a predicted model, not a curated record. Gene Ontology annotation, cellular component: mitochondrion. NCBI's taxonomy places the organism in Eukaryota, Metazoa, Chordata, Amphibia, Anura, Pelobatidae. Bases 26 to 904 code for a protein of 292 amino acids. Gene Ontology annotation, biological process: protein depalmitoylation. The transcript has 5 exons.
GGAGGACAGGCGAGAUUUGGGGGAGAUGGCGUCUUUCGGUUCGCGGAGAUCAUGGAAUUGGGUGUUGACGUUCACCCGGUACGGGGCGCCUCUGUUGCAGCCCAAAGCCACUGUCCCUAAGCUUGCAGCUUUCAGGUUGAAGUCGUCAUUGCAAUAUCUGACACGACAAGACUUGCCAAAACUAGCUUAUCAAAACAUAAAAGGCAAAAGCCCGGGGGUAAUAUUUCUGCCAGGUUAUGCAUCAGACAUGAAUGCUCGAAAAGCAUUAGCACUGGAAGACUUCUGCAAGUCUCUUGGGCAUUCAUUUAUCAGAUUUGAUUACAGUGGAUGUGGAAGUUCAGAAGGAGAUAUCAAAGACGGCACGAUUGGAAAGUGGAAGAAAGACGUGCUCUCUGUUCUGGAUAAUGUUGCUGAAGGCCCUCAGAUACUGGUUGGAUCAAGCAUGGGAGGAUGGUUGAUGCUUCUUGCAGCAAUAGCACGCCCAGAAAAGAUAGCUGCUCUUGUUGGUGUGGCCCCAGCGGCAGACCAUUUUGUUACAAUUUUUAACCAGCUCCCUCUUGAGGAAAAAAAGGCCAUUGAAGAAAAAGGUGAAUGGAGAAUGCCGACAAGAUACAAUGAAGAAGGAUUCUACUCCGUACCAUAUGCUCUUAUCAAAGAAGCAGAAAAUCACUGCUUAUUAAAUAGUCCUAUUCCUUUAACCUCCCCUGUUAGACUUAUACAUGGUUUGAAGGACGAAGAUGUCCCAUGGCAUGUGUCAAUGCAGAUUGCUGACUGUGUGUUAAGUACAGACGUGGAUGUAAUUCUCCGCAAACACGGCCUACAUCGAAUGAGUGAAAAGGAUGACAUUAAACUACUUGUAUAUACUAUAGAUGAUUUAAUUGACAAGCUGACCACCUUGGGAUGAAUGGGCAAAUAAAAUGGAUACAUUUCAAUGUGUAUCUAGGGGCACACGUAAAUAUAAAAGUGAUAAUACCGUAUAUACAAA